CACGAACCACACCACUCCCAAAAUUGCGUCAAAUUAAAGAGCAUGCCGGGCACUAAGCUUACUUCACAUCAGCCUUUCCAUACUAAGAGUGUUCCUGACGCCCUAUCCGCUCGCAGCAUCGUCUACGUUAGCUCACGUUCUCGAAUUUGGUGCGCACCUACCUAAGCCGCCACGACUCUAUCACGAUGGACUGCAUCAAUACCAUUACCCACGCAUGCUCCACAACAACUGCUGCUGCUAGCACUGCCACUGCCACAGUUACUGUCCAUGUCCCAACCUGGGUCUCAACCUGCGUUCCCUGUUCAGCAGCCACCACCAAAUACAUAUUCUCCGAGGAAUCGCUCAGCCGGCUUACCGACGCUCUGUAUUCGCUUGCAUCGGCGAAACGUCUGAAGUACUUUCCCCCAGGUUGGGUUUUCAUCCUCUGCUUCAUCUGCUUCAUCGCAGGAGAAUGGGUUGGGAAGAAAAAGUGGCUCUACCAGCCUGUGGAGGCCGACAACCGUGUUCUCGCCGACGUCGAUCCAGCCACAGCCAUGGUAGACCAACAACAAGAAUGACAUGGAAAUAUCGGGAGUGGGGAUGGGAGUCUGAUAAAGGCAGACUCUAUCUGGGUCAUUUUUCACCACCUCUUGGCUCGGGGUUUCUGUGUGCUGUGCUUCUGGGAGGAAGUGGAGGGGUUGUCAACAAGGCAGAGAAUGGAAGGACGAAAGGGGCCAUGCUAUGAUACUACUGUAUUUGAGAUCAGCUCAUAUUCCUAGGUACCUGCAUGUAGCAAGGCAUUGGGCUGUGCUUUCUUUCCCCUUCGGAGAAAGCUUCCGAGGUCACUGCCAUGACCGGUUUGCUCAACUGAACACAGGAACGAACAUCACGAAG
This is a messenger RNA of Phialemonium atrogriseum, 873 nucleotides long. RefSeq lists its product as uncharacterized. The transcript has 2 exons. NCBI's taxonomy places the organism in Eukaryota, Fungi, Ascomycota, Sordariomycetes, Cephalothecales, Cephalothecaceae. Bases 186 to 557 code for a protein of 123 amino acids. The record is from RefSeq and is a predicted model, not a curated record.